AUGGCCCCCACACUCGAGCGCACCGAGACCGACAGUCUUUACUGUAACCCGACCGAGGAUGGUGGCUCCAUCAAAGCACCUCCCUCUAUCAAGUCUGUCAAAUCCACAACAUCCUCAACCUCGUCUACCAAAUCCGGAAGCCAGUCGACCAAGUCCAGAUCUACCACCAAAUCCAAAUCCUCGACAUCGUCUAUCCCCAAGUCAGCAAAUUGGAAAGCUGCAACGGAUCCACUGGGCAUGUCUUCCAAGGCCGUCGGGCCUGGGUUUAUGCCUAUGUUCAGCACACAUCUCUAUAGUCCCGGGUUUCAGGUCCCGACCGCACAAGCAGCAGUGGCUGCAAAUCCUAAGGCAUAUCAAAGCAGGCAGCUCAAGUUCGUGGAGAAGAAAAGAACAGGAUCGUCUGCAGCAUCGACAAAGUCGGGCAAGUCGGAAAAGUCAGGCAAGUCGGGGAAGUCAGGCAAGUCGGAGAAGACAGGCCCGUCUUCAUCUGACAAGUCUGUCAAGUCAUCCAGCUCCUCGACAAAAUCGACAUUUCUCUCAUCAUUCACUGGCAGCUUCAGCACCCAGGGCGACAGCGAGAGCAGCAUGGAUAAAAAGAUCCCAGAAACAAUAGAGGAAACGGAACCUCCCAAGAUAGAAGAGGCGACAAAGGAGACGGAAGUACCCAAAGAGCCGGAAAGCGGAUCCAACCCUUCUGACAGCAAACCGUCCUCCACUCCUCUGACGGGCGAGCUCACGGUCGUAGUGGAGGAUCACUCAUCGCACAAUAAUAGCGUGCAUCCGUUCGAUAACCCAGCCUCGAGUCCUAUAGCUGCGCUUAGAAGACCGUCAAUAGCAGAGUCACUUAGGAGACCGUCAAUAGCAGAGUCGAUAUCAAAUCUGCAACUACCGACGCAGCAGCUACAGCAUACACCGAACGAAUUACUGCUGAGACGGGUGACCAUUUGGGAGUACAUUGGGCGGGUACAUCAGGGAAAGAUUGCAUACUAUAACACGAUCAUGUUGACAGAGGCCGAUCUGCGGAAGUACUACACUCCCGAUCAUUUUCAGAAAAGAGCACAUCAAUAUUUUUUUCUGGGAACGUCGAUCGCCAAUGUCCUUGACAUACCUCGUCUUUCGGACUAUGCCAAAUCCCUAUCCAUGGUUCUGCAGGAAUAUGAGCACUACCUGUCUUUGGAAUCAAAGUCCAAAAAGAACUUCUUCAGGGGCGGUAAAAAAUUGUCGGAUGGCAGAUCAUUCGAAGAGACAGAAGAAUACGCGCAUUUUGAGAUUAGGACAGUGCCGUUCGAAAUGGACUACAUUAUUAUUUUUGCGACACUCUGCGAUAUGAUCUCCAUAGCCUACAAAAAGUUUGAUACCCACAAGGCUAACGCUGUCAUCGACUCGGAUGUAUUUCAUAAGAUUGAUGUCCGGCUCAAGAAAAUACUGAACACAGCAACAAAGGAGCUCGAGAACCUGACGCGCGAGGCCAUACAUGAAGAACUAAAGUCCUUAGACCCCCUCGCUAGUUUUAUUAUGGAGUGGGAUCAAUAA
Messenger RNA from Gamsiella multidivaricata, 1533 nucleotides. RefSeq lists its product as uncharacterized. The transcript is spliced from 5 exons. Lineage: Eukaryota; Fungi; Mortierellomycota; Mortierellomycetes; Mortierellales; Mortierellaceae. The coding region runs from base 1 to 1533 and encodes 510 amino acids. The record is from RefSeq and is a predicted model, not a curated record.